AUGGUUCCAAAAUUUUUAGCUGAUCAAACGGUCACUUGGAAGUUAAUUCCUCCGCACUCACCCCACUUUGGUGGUCUUUGGGAAGCCGCGGUUAAAUCCUUCAAACACCAUCUUGUUCGAACGGUGUGUGACCCAUUGCUAACUUUUGAGCAAUUGGAAACAUGUGUUAUCGAAAUAGAAGCUAUCCUUAACUCUCGACCUAUCUCACCAAUGUCUCCCAAUCCCCAUGACCUUCAACUUCUGAGUCCUGCUCACUUCCUGAUUGGGGGUCCUCUAACGAGCUUUCUGCAAAUGGACCUCACGGACACAACCUCAAAUUGCUUAUCUGCCUGGUAG
Molecule: messenger RNA, 336 nt
Organism: Belonocnema kinseyi
Lineage: Eukaryota; Metazoa; Arthropoda; Insecta; Hymenoptera; Cynipidae
Exons: 1
Coding region: 1-336 (111 amino acids)
Molecular function (GO): nucleic acid binding
Source: RefSeq, a predicted model, not a curated record